Molecule: messenger RNA, 1153 nt
Organism: Ilex paraguariensis (yerba mate)
Lineage: Eukaryota; Viridiplantae; Streptophyta; Magnoliopsida; Aquifoliales; Aquifoliaceae
Source: the annotation of a GenBank genome assembly
AUGCGAAUUAUCUCGGUAUCUCCAAUUCCAACUGCCUCCGUGUUGAAUCUCACGCCGGCACACCAAAACCACCUGAGUUUACUUCUCCGGGACUCACUGAGUCAAAUGGGAGGCGAGUUGCGUUACGAGAUCGAGCAAAACGCGUACAUCAAGCUGGUCCUCCAUGCUCUGAAGCACAAGACCUCCGCCGUCAAUGGCGUCCUCCUCGGCCGCUUCUCCGGCGAGGACACAUCCAACCCGGUCGUCGAAGUUGUCGACUCCGUCCCUCUGUUCCACUCCCAGAUCGGCCUUCUUCCUCCUCUUGAAAUUGCCCUAAUUAUGAUAGAGGAGUAUUAUGCUUCUCAAGGUUUGAGUAUUGUUGGUUAUUUUCACGCCAAUGAGAGAUUCGAUGAUUUCGAGCUUGGUAAUGUCGCUAAGAAUAUUGGUGAUCACAUUAAUCGAUAUUUCCCCCAAGCUGCUCUUCUUUUGUUAGAUAACAAAAAGCUGGAGGCUUUGGCAAAGGGGAAGGAUCGGAAUCCCGUGAUGCAGCUUUACACGAAGGAUGCAACUAGAAGUUGGAAGCUUGUUGGAUCAGGUGGGGGCAACCAGCUGAGCAUCAAGGAGCCAUCAGCUAAUAUUCUCCUAUUGGAUUACAUUUCAUCCGAGAAAUGGCAGGAUAUUGCAGAUUUUGAUAACCACCUUGAUGACAUUAGCAAGGACUGGCUAAACUCAGAACUCUUCAAGUGAUAUUAUUCACGGUUGUAAGCAAUUUUGGUGCUGUUAACAAGUGGUGGUACCUGCUUAUUCUUUUCUCAGUUGCUAAUGCUGAGAUUCUUGAUGACCAACUGCCCACAGACAAAGCUAAAAUGUAACCAAGAUUAAUCAUGUGAUCUUGAGAUUGUAAUUUUGGGGUGACUUUAGGUAUUGUAUCAUUUAAAUGAUGUUUCCCCUAGGUAUGACAAUUUAUUUGGAUAGGAACUUGGAAUUUUCUAUGUUGAACCUUGAAGUUUCCAGGAUCUGUGGUGGAUUGAUAAACUACUCUGUCUGAAUGUUUUGCACCGUCUCUUCUGCUGUUGAAUUGGACACAGAAUAACUCAAAUGAACAUUAAUUGUGUGAUGACAGUUUGUGUUAUUGGUCAACGCCAUUCUAAGGAUGAAAGUUAUGUGAUGAUGG